This is a messenger RNA of Quercus lobata, 735 nucleotides long. RefSeq lists its product as uncharacterized. The transcript has 3 exons. The record is from RefSeq and is a predicted model, not a curated record. NCBI's taxonomy places the organism in Eukaryota, Viridiplantae, Streptophyta, Magnoliopsida, Fagales, Fagaceae. The coding region runs from base 1 to 735 and encodes 244 amino acids.
AUGCAUGAUAAACUUCUUCAGUUUCAGAGGAAUGAUGUUUGGACCUUGGUAUCUAGACCGGAGGGUGAACACAUCAUUGGUACAAAGUGGAUAUUCCGUAACAAGACUGAUGAGGAGGGCAAUGUGAUCUGGAACAAGGCUCGGCUUGUAGCUCAAGGAUACUCUCAAAUGGAAGGAGUAGACUAUGAUGAGACAUUUGCUCUGGUUGCCCGUAUGGAGUCCAUCAGAAUUCUCCUUGCACUGGCCUGUCAAUUAAAGUUCAAGUUUUAUCAAAUGGAUGUGAAGACUGCUUUCUUAAAUGGAUUUCUCAAAGAAGACAUUUAUGUGGAGCAACCAAAAGGGUUUAUUGAUCCACACUUUCCAGAUCAUGUACCUCAAGAAAGUACUCUAUGGGUUAAAGCAAGCCCCCAGAGCUUGAUUCGUCAAAAAGAUUCAGGUAGGAAUGUUGAUCCUUCUCUUUAUAGAAGCAUGAUAGGUAGUCUUCUUUACCUUACUGCUAGUAGACCUGACAUUAGUUACAGUAUUGGAGUUUGUGCUAGAUAUCAGGCUAAUCCCAAAGAGUCCCAUAUGACUGCUUUAAAGAGAAUCAUAAAGUAUGUCAAAACCACUGCUGAGUUUGGUGUGUGGUACAGCAAGGACACAAGUGAUGUCCUAGCUAGGUACUCUGAUGCUGAUUGGGCUGGGAAUGCUGAUGAUAGAAAGAGUACUUCAGGGGGUUGUUUUCUAUGUGGGUAA